GCUGUUGAAAUGGACCGAAGAAGAGAAGAUGGACCAUCUGGGGCAGCAUGUGUCUUUGAGCCUAGGGCGGGACAUAAUGGUCAUUGUGGCCGCGAACCGGUCUUGGAAAGAAACCCGAGAUGUGAUGAUGAGAAAAUAUCUGGCAGCAGAGAAGAUGGCAACGGAGACCGAUUUAGCGGCAGUCCAGAGGAAGAACUUCGCAACGUACAAUGACUUCCUACGAGAGUUUACUUUGGUGGCACUAAGGAUCCCCGGGGUCACGGACCGGAUAAUGAGCAAGUAUUUCCUCAGGCAGUUCUCCGAGUUCGUCAAGGACAAGAUCCUUUCAGCUUACCAACAGAGGAGCAAGUUCGUAAACACGCGGGAUGUUGAUUUUAGCACGGUAACAGAUCUGGGUGAGAAAACGGUAGUAAAAGACACGUUGGCCUUGCUCAAGGAAGGGGAGGAGGUCAUAGACUUGACCAGUAGGACGGGCGACAAGGAAGUCGGAUCCGGCAAAGACCGACAAGAUAUCACAGUGGCCGACACCACUGCGCACGACGACGGAGGACCUAGGAGAAAAAUGAGAAAAGACAAAAGAAUGGAAUUCGGCAACGAGAACGACAGCGAGGCGAUCAACAGGCGUACCGGAGGGGAGGAAGCAGGACCAAGCCAAGGGAGGAGGGCGGCGAAGAGAAAGUUGUACAUAGGACUCAUGGGCGGGCCAGUGCUAGGCAAGGGUGGAAGGAAAUGCUUGUGUAGGAAACCCUCACCCCUCCGCGAGGGAGAAGGUAUAGAAAUCUCGUUUGACAGUGAGGGAGGGAAGGAAAAGGCAGAAGUGGAAGAAGGAGGCAAUGUAGAGAUGGGAGAUAAGGUUCAGGUCUCUGACGAGGAAGGAGUCAACAGGGGCAAGCGACGUGAGACUUGGCAUGAGGAAAGCGAGGGGGGACAAGACAUGCGCGACGAACAUGGGGAAGGUGAGGAAAGAAGGGAAAGCCCGCUUGAAGGACGAAGCGGCCAUGACAGUUGUGAGGGGUAUGGGACGGGGACAAAGAUUCCUUUUACCUACGAUCCGAAGAACCUUGCAGGUGGGUAUAGCCCUAUACAGACAGAAGGCGAGGAUGACGAGGAGGAGGAUGUACGAGAAGUCAUAAAAAUCAGCAGCGGGGAUGAAAGGGAUAAGAUCUCCAGGCCUAGGGAAGAGGGGCGGCCUCCGAUGCACCAGCCGGGCGACGGGGCUUUCAAAUGAGAGGACGAGUUUGGACCAACACCCAGUCAUUGGUUUCAGCAGUGGACCAAUGUGAUCAGGCACGAAUGGAUUGCCAAAACUCG
Messenger RNA from Chara braunii, 1311 nucleotides. Lineage: Eukaryota; Viridiplantae; Streptophyta; Charophyceae; Charales; Characeae. The record is from the annotation of a GenBank genome assembly.